AUGGCGAUGCCACCAAUCCCGCCUGGCAAACGGAAAGAAAUCUACAAAUAUGAAGCGCCCUGGACGGUCUACAGUAUGAACUGGAGUGUCAGGCCAGACAAGCGCUUUCGCUUGGCCCUCGGCAGUUUUGUUGAGGAGUAUAACAAUAAGGUUCAGAUUGUCAGUUUAGAUGAAGAGACAUCCGAUUUUUCUGCAAAAAGCACAUUUGACCAUCCAUACCCAACUACAAAAAUUAUGUGGAUUCCAGAUUCGAAAGGAGUGUUCCCAGAUCUGCUAGCGACCUCAGGAGAUUACCUGCGAGUUUGGAGAGUGGGGGAUACAGAGACCAGACUGGAAUGUUUACUGAACAAUAACAAAAACUCAGACUUUUGUGCCCCAUUGACCUCUUUUGACUGGAAUGAAGUAGAUCCAAACCUUCUAGGGACAUCAAGCAUUGAUACCACAUGUACCAUAUGGGGUCUGGAGACAGGCCAAGUCAUGGGUCGAGUCAACAUGGUGUCGGGUCAUGUGAAGACACAGCUGAUUGCACAUGACAAAGAAGUGUAUGAUAUAGCCUUCAGCAGAGCGGGUGGGGGCAGGGAUAUGUUUGCCAGUGUUGGUGCGGACGGAUCAGUCAGAAUGUUUGACCUGCGUCACUUAGAGCAUUCCACAAUUAUCUACGAGGAUCAGCAGCAUGUGCCUCUGCUGAGACUUGCCUGGAAUAAACAGGACCCCAACUACCUGGCAACGAUGGCCCUAGAUGCGCUUGAGGUGAUUAUACUUGAUGUGCGUGUUCCCUGUACCCCGGUGGCUAGACUCAACAACCACAGGGCCUGUGUGAAUGGCAUUGGUUGGGCUCCACACUCAAGUUGUCACAUCUGCACUGCAGGCGACGACCACCAGGCACUCAUCUGGGACAUCCAGCAGAUGCCUCGAGCCAUCGAAGACCCCAUCUUGGCUUACACAGCUGGGGGAGAGAUCAACCAGAUUCAGUGGUCAUCCACCCAGCCGGACUGGAUCAGUAUCUGUUACAAUAACUGCAUGGAGAUUUUACGUGUCUAA
This is a messenger RNA of Candidula unifasciata, 1041 nucleotides long. Lineage: Eukaryota; Metazoa; Mollusca; Gastropoda; Stylommatophora; Geomitridae. The record is from the annotation of a GenBank genome assembly.